GACGCCAGUGAUGCGGUCAGACCGCAGGGACUGACCCGGGUACCGACCGAGAGGAGCGGUGCUACCGGACCGCUGUCUGUCGGUUUAUCCAAACAAAGACACGGAAUGAUGGCUGCUGUUCCCGGGCAGUGCUGGAACAGCAGCGGCGGAAAAAACAGCUCCGUUGUCGGUGUGAAUGCGGGAAUUUAACCGCUGACGAAGACAAGCCGUCGGGCUCCUGUUCCUCUCCAUCUCCUCCAUCUUGGAUGUUAGUGAUGAUGGAGCACAUCCGGACUCCAAAGGUGGAAAAUGUCCGUCUCCUGGACCGGUCAGCAGGCCAGAGGAAAGCCAGUGUGGUGACCCUCUACCUGUCCUCCACCCACACCAUCUUUGUUGAGAACAACCCUGAGACACGCAAAGAAACCUGGGUUCUGCACAGCAUGGUGUGCAGCGUGGAGAGGCCGCCCACCACGCCCGCUGGAAGCCAGCUCAUCCUUCGCUGCAAAGACUUCCGCGUCUUCCAGGUCCUCAUCCCACAGGAGAGAGACUGUGUGGACGUCCACGCCUCGUUGGUCCGGUUGUCUCGACCAGAGAAGUACAGCGAGCUCUACUGCCUGUCCUUCAACCCCAACGUCAACAAAGAGGAGCGCGAGGAAUCCUGGAGCUUCAUCGACUUGAAGGCCGACUACAAGAGGAUGGGUGUUCCCAACAACCUGUGGGUUUCCACGGCAGCCAACAGCGAAUACCGGGUGUGCGACACGUACCCCGCUGAGCUGUUUGUGCCCAAGUCGGCCACGCCAGCCGUCAUCGUGGGCAGCUCCAGGUUCAGGAGCCGAGGACGAUUCCCUGCUCUGUCCUACUUCCACCAGGAUACAUUGGCGGCGGUGUGUCGUUGCAGUCAGCCGCUCUCGGGCUUCAGCGGCCGCUGUCAGGAGGAUGAGAUGAUGCUGCAGGCGGUGAUGAAGUCCAACCCAGGAAGUGACUUCAUCUACGUGGUGGACACCAGGCCAAAGCAUCGACCUUCUCCGUCUGUCCAGGCGGUGGCCGACGAAGGUGUCAGCGUUCUGGUUCACUGCUCAGACGGAUGGGACAGGACGGCCCAGGCGUGUUCGGUGGCCAGUAUCCUGCUGGACCCGUUCUACAGAACCAUCAAAGGAUUCAUGGUGCUGAUAGAGAGGGACUGGGUUUCCUUUGGACACAAGUUCUCACACAGGUAUGCCCACCUGGAUGGAGAUCCUAAAGAGGUGUCCCCCGUCAUGGACCAGUUCCUGGAGUGUGUGUGGCAGCUCUCUGAGCAGUUUCCAUGUGCCUUCGAGUUCAACGAGCGUUUCCUCAUCACCGUCCACACGCACGUGUACUCCUGUCAGUACGGGACCUUCCUGGGGAACAGUGAGAAGGAGCGUCGGGACAUGAGGCUGCAUGAGCGCUGCCACUCUGUGUGGCCUCAGCUGUGGAAGGACAGAUCCCAGUACACCAACCCGCUGUAUAAGGCCGAGCUGAGCCAGAGUCAGGGCAUCCUGAGGCCCAACACCACUCCCUACUGCUUCAAGAUGUGGAAGGGCCUCUAUAACCAUACAGAGAGGUCCAAGACUCCUCGACAGUCACCCGCCGACUUCCUGUCCACCGUCAGGGCGGAGUCCCAGCAGCUAGAGGAGGAGCUGACCAAUCACCAGGAGAGGAUCGCGGCUCUCACGGGGAAACCAAUCACAUUGGAGAAGACGGAGGUUCCGAGGAGGAGAACUAGCCGCCUGCCGCAGAGACACAGCGGGCCGGACCCGCCCACCUUCUACUCAGAACCCAGCACCAACUCCUUACUUCAGAACAGUCGCCUGCACUCCUCUGAACUGGCCAAUCAGAGGCCUCCACAAGGAGGCUCCGCCUCCUCCGGGCCGUCAGGGCAGCAGCUGCGGAGUCCAGAUGGAGAGGACGUCUCUGCCUGCAGCGACCUGGAGUCAGGCGUGGCCGACCUCAGCAGCCGCUCGUCCUGCGGAGGAGACGAUAGCAAGGACCCGGAGCUGGAGUGAGGCUGGCCAUGCUGCUGCCUGACAGAAAUAAAGGGAACCCAGUCUGUUUAGACGGAGCGGGACGGCUGGCUCAGGCUAAUAACAGACAGAACCAAACCGGUUGCAGGCCUCACAUAAACUCAUCAAGCAGCCAUUUUUCGUUUACCUUCUGCACCGCUCCACGCAGGCGGCGUUUUGUUUGCAGAUUCAGGAUUUAAGUGAUUUACUGUUUUUAAAUAAACCACUGCAGGGCAGACAGGUGUCAUGCUGCGGGCUACAAGAGGUAAGAGGAGAGACAAAUAUAUCUGAGAGCGAACGGUUACGGUUACGUCUGGAUCAAUCUCCACGGCAACUGAGCAGGUUUUGUUGUUGUAAACCAGGUUCUGGGCCCAAUCAAAAACAAUCCUGAUAUUCAGGUUUAACGUCUCCCAUUGGUUCCUACGUUCCUCUUUUUUUAACUCACUCCUCAAGAUGUGAGGUUUUAGAGGCCGAUUUACAGGACGUAGUCGGCCUCCUCCAACAAUCCGAGCUGUAGUUGGCUUUACCGCAUCCAUAGAACCGAAUGUGGGGGAAAACAGAAGUUCUUUAAGCGAUCCACAGAGACUUCACUCUGAAAAUGUGAACAACUGAAUGUUUACAGCAGACAGGUGGAACCCAGGGCUUCCUGCCACCUGGUUGGUCAUUUUAUUGCUUCUAAUUUAUUUAUUUUUUUUAAUUAAAAAUCUCAAUGAUUCUUUUCAGGUUCAUACAUGGAGCAGGUAGAGGAGCUCCUGGGGGACGGACUUCUUGACCAAACCAAGCAGAUUCUGACUAUAGAUCUGUCUGCAGCUACAUCUAAGAGUCUCCUUCUGCAGAUCUAGAUCAUCUCUAUAUCUGCAGAUUUAUGUCCCCAGCUUUCAGUCUUCAAAUCUGCCUCCACAGCUCUAUUUCUGCAGCUCUGUGUGUGCUAAUCUACGUCUGCAGUUCUAUACACGUAUAUCUAAAACCACUGCAAAGCCUGAAUUUAUGUCAUGUCUCCUUUAGGGUUCCAUGCAGUCAUUCUUCGUCUUCCCUAACCUCCCUUAGAACAUUAGAACCUGUUCUCUGCUGCCUGUGGUAUUUGUACAGUCAACAUUGUGUAUCUUUGAUGUAAGCAAUCAAUAAAAGCUCUGAUAAAGGCGAACAGCUGCAACGUCAAAACUUUGAUCAUCUACCGUAAAUAAGUUGAAGCGAAGGAAAAAAAAACCUCCAGGGUGGCUGGAACUUCUAGAAACACGGAUCCUGCUCAGUAGAGCAGCAGAGGCGGAUCCCUGUCGGCCAUCAGAGCCGAGGUGCAGCUGUGGCGUGUUGCCAGCAGACAUAGUGACCUGUGUCACUCACUCAGGUCAGACCGUUCUGCCAUUUUACUGAGAGCUCAGCUGCUUCCCCUCAGAUUAAAAUACCUUUCUGCCUCCAGAAUCCUUUAAAAUAUUUGAAAUGUUUCAUGUAACUGAAAUUGUUCCUUUGUCUUUAGGUGUGCAGCAGAGUUGAAGCAUCAGAGAGAUGCCAAACCUGAAGGUUUCAUUAAUUUCACAUCCAUCUCUGAACUUUUAGGCUAAUAUAUUUAAAACAGCAGCUUAUUAACCCUUUAAAACCAAUUGUAUCAUAUUCGAUACAUGAGUUUUUAAGAUCUUUGCAUCAUCAGUGUGAUCUUGCUUAUCUUAAAAACCCUGACUUAAACAAUCAGACACAUGUAGUGAACAGAAAACGUAUAUAAUAUUCUACAGAAAUGCUGAAUGUAUCAGAA
Molecule: messenger RNA, 3747 nt
Organism: Cyprinodon variegatus (sheepshead minnow)
Lineage: Eukaryota; Metazoa; Chordata; Actinopteri; Cyprinodontiformes; Cyprinodontidae
Product: myotubularin-related protein 7-like
Exons: 12
Coding region: 246-2003 (585 amino acids)
Biological process (GO): dephosphorylation
Molecular function (GO): phosphatase activity
Source: RefSeq, a predicted model, not a curated record